Gongylonema pulchrum is the source of this 465-nucleotide messenger RNA. The record is from the annotation of a GenBank genome assembly. NCBI's taxonomy places the organism in Eukaryota, Metazoa, Nematoda, Chromadorea, Rhabditida, Gongylonematidae.
GUGCACGACAGUACAGUGCCAAUGGAAGAAAUUGAAAAUUUUGCAACACGGCUGCGUGAAGUGCUGGAUACAAAAAGCGAUGAGAAAGAGAACGACGAGAAUGAUCAGACUGUUGAUAGUGAGCAGCAACCGUUAUCAUCAUCAUCAUCAUCAUCACCAUCAUCAUCAUCAGCAGCACCAGCAGCAACAGCAACAACGCAACCACCAACAGUAGCAUCAACGGCAUCAAGCGAAAGCAAGAAACGAUCGUUUGCUGGCGAUGAUUUGUCGUUGUCAAAUACCAACAACACCGCUGCGGAGAUGCUAAGCAAUGAAGCUUGCUCAUUAUCUGUUGCGGGAACCAGCAAUGACGAUGAGAAAUACAAACCCGAGGUGAAUCUGCUUUACCUCAAAAUAUUAUCAGGGUGGAGGCGAGGAAAAAUGAGGAAAUCGGGACGAGGAAGAGAGGAAAGAGGGUGGAAGUAG